CAUGAGCGCCCCUCCGCCAUCCUCCCGGCAUGAGCGACACCGCCCGGGCGGCCGCCGCCCUGAACCAUUGGAACCGCCUGAUCCAGCUCGCCGCCGCAUCGGGCUCCUACGCCGACUGCCUCCGCCUCUACACGGGCUCCCUCCUUGCCGCGGGCCUCCGCGGCGACGCCUCCACGUUCCCUUCCCUCGCCAAGUCCUGCGCCGCGCUGCGCCUGCCCGGCCUCGGCCGCGCCAUCCACGCCCGCGCCUUCCUUGCGGGCGUCGCCGUCUCCCGCGACGCCUUCGUCCGCACCGCGUUGAUAGACAUGUACGCCAAGUGCGGCCGCCUCCCCGACGCGCGCCGCCUGUUCGAUGAAACGCCGCGCUCGAGCCGGACGCUGGUCGCCUGGAACUGCAUGGCCUCGGCGUACGGCAGGAGCUAUCAGAUGGAUAAGGCCGUCGCGGUGUUCAACGCCAUGCGGCACGCGGAAGUCAGACCCAGUGGGAGCACCCUCGUCGGCCUUCUGUCAGGCUGCGCGGACUCCGUGUCCGCAAGGAACAUAGGCAUGUGCCUCUACGGGUAUAGCGUCAAAUCAGGGCUUGAUGCGGAUUUGCUUGUCUUAAACUCGGUGCUUACCAUGCUUGUACGUGGCAACCAGCUGGACACUGCACAGUCGCUGUUUGAUUGUGUGAAGAACAAGUCUGUGGUUACUUGGACUGCAAUGGCAUCAGGUUAUUUGCAAGCAAAGGACUGUGUAAAAGUAUUUGAUCUGUUCAGAGUCAUGCGGGUGAUAGAGCAGAGAAUGGAUUCAGUGGUGCUUAUCAAUCUGACCGCAGCUGCAACACUGUUUGGAAACCUGUUGGUGGCUAAGGGUGUGCAUGCUCUUGUGAUCAAGGGUGGUUUUCAGUUCCAGGAAGAUCUGGCGGCAUCCUUGGUAAAAUUGUACACCAGGUGUGGGGAUCCUUUGGCUGCUAAAGAGGUAUUUGAUUCAGUUCACAGAAAGAACACUGUGUUGUGGACAUCAAUGCUAAAUGGAUAUGUCGAAUGUGGUUGUCCGGACAAGGCCCUGGAAUUAUUUGAUGCCAUGUUGUGUGCAAGAGUAGAACCAAACAGAGCAACUUUCUUGGCGGUUCUUUCAGGAUGUGCUAAUUUGGGAUCCCCUAAUCUUGGCCAAAAGGUUGAGGAGCAUGUAAUAGCAAUUGGACUGCAGGCAGAUCUGCAAGUUUCCACUGGACUAAUAGACAUGUACUGCAAGUGUGGGAGCAUUCUGCAUGCUAGAAAAAUAUUUGACAGUGUUUCUAAUAAGGACUUAGCUAUCUGGAGUGCCAUGAUUAAUGGUUAUGCUUGCAACGGCGAAGGCAUUGAGGCUCUCGCCCUUUUCAGUGAGAUGCAAAACAGGGGUGUUCGACCAGAUGCCAUUGUCUUUACUCAUGUUCUAACAGCAUGCAACCAUUCUGGUUUAGUAGAUGAAGGUCUGAAUUGCUUUCACAGCAUGACGGUGGAAUAUGGUAUCAAACCAUCUAUCGAACAUUAUAUGUGCAUGAUGGAUUUGCUUUCUAAAGCUGGUCAUCUUAGUAGUGCUAUGAAGUUCUUUAAGGAAAUGCCAGUUCAAUUGCGAAACCAGGUUUUGGCUCCUCUUAUCAGUGCACACAAAGCUCAUGGUGUCAAUUCAUCCAUAGACUUUGUAUCAGAGGAACUUCUGAACCUGGACUACCAAGAUUCUGGCCACUGUGUCCUAAUUUCUAAUAUGCUUAGUUGCUUAGGUGAGUGGAAGAAGGCCAGAAAUUAUAGGAGGCUAAUAAGCAAGCAAGGAUUAGUCAAGAAACCUGGUUGGAGUUACAUUGAGAUGGGUACCUAACAGUCUAAUUGAUUUAUAUUUGUACAAAACCCAUGUACACAUUUUGUGAAUCCCAACAGAUGGCAUGUGUUCUUUCAAGUUUAACCAAA
Messenger RNA from Panicum virgatum (switchgrass), 1927 nucleotides. RefSeq names its product pentatricopeptide repeat-containing protein At3g03580-like. The record is from RefSeq and is a predicted model, not a curated record. The transcript has a single exon. Bases 30 to 1838 code for a protein of 602 amino acids. Lineage: Eukaryota; Viridiplantae; Streptophyta; Magnoliopsida; Poales; Poaceae. Gene Ontology annotation, biological process: RNA modification. Gene Ontology annotation, molecular function: protein binding; RNA binding.